UCAACUCUUCCCGUUCACCAAAGGCGCAGAAAGGUCUUCCGCAGGCUUGUGCUGUAGGGCCCGGAAUUACUUCCGGGAGAAAGGAUCUGGGGGCGUGUACUUCCGGGUUGUCGCCUCGGGGCGUGAUCUGUAAGAUCGGAGUCGCGCCGGAAGAGCCAUGUCCGAUUCGGAGGAUUUUUCGUCGGAGGAGGACGAGGAUUACCUGCCCUCAGGGGAAGAAUACAGUGAAGAUGAUGUCAGUGAGCUGAUAAAAGAAGAAGAAGAAGUAGAGGAGCAGAAGCAGCAGCCGCCAGACUGGAAGAAAUGCAAAAAGGACGCUAAAGGAAUCGCACCUCGGAAAAGAAAGAAACAAGGCAGGCUUUUCUUAGACGUGGCUGAAGGAGAAUCUUCGAAAGACAAUAAAAGCGACGAGGACAGUGAACCGGGAGAAAGUCAUAACACGCAUAUAAACGAAAACGAGGAAAGAAAAAAGGAGGAGGCAUUGUGGGCCAGCUUUCUCAGUGAUGUUGGCCAGAAACCCAAAGUCAUUUCUGCAGAACCAGCUCCCUGCAACCAGAAACACACGUCAGCCGAUGAGAAGAAUAUGUGCAAGUCUCAAGGGGAACCAAAGGAAACUGAGAGCAACAAAAUCACUGUCACCAAAGUGUUUGACUUUGCUGGCGAAGAGGUGAGGGUCACCAAGGAAGUUGACGUUGCUUCAAAGGAAGCCCAGCGCUUUCGGAAACAGCUGGAGCCGAACGUGGCGACCCAGACAUCUCAUCCGACUGUUUCGGGAGUGAAGCGGCCUAGCAGCAUUAACAGCCUUCUGGGGAAGAUUGGCUCUAAAAAGCAGAAAAUGAGCACGCUGGAGAAGUCCAAGCUGGACUGGGAGAACUUCAAAGAAGAAGAAGGCAUCGGUGAUGAGCUGGCCAUCCACAACAGAGGGAAAGAUGGGUACCUGGAGAGACGAGCCUUCCUGGAAAGAGUGGAUUAUCGUCAGUUUGAGCACGAGCGAGAUCUCCGCCUGAGCAACAUGAAACCUUGAACCAGGGGCCGAGUCCGACUCUCCGAAUCCAGCCAUCCCCAGCAUGGCCUCUCCGGGACUUCUCUCCCACCGCAAUAGUCAAUAGGUGAACUGAGGACUUUGCCAGGCAAGGGGCAGCUCCGGGCAGCAGAUAGUUAGUUUAACUGGGCACAUCCUGUUGCCCGUUUCUCGGCCGGGGGAAAAGGGGCUGCAAGGCCGAUUCCCAGCUUGUCCACGUUUUUGGUAGUUUGGAAGAACACAGCAGACUCGGAUUGUGGAGUUGCUGCCAUCCCCUCCUGCUUGUGCCCGUCGCCUGGGCGCUGGUUCUGCAUGACACCAGCCCUGGGAUCCCCCACGUUGCUGGCACCAGUGGCCCCCUUGUGCCACUGAAAAGAGCCCCACACAACACACACGCGCACACACGCAGUCUUGCAUCGGACCAGUCUCGGGUUCUGGGGAGUAAAGUAGCAGCCCCACCCCCACCCCCAGCCUGCUUUCCUAAGAGACUUUCCCAUUCAGGAAUCCACAAGCUUCCUUCUUUUUUUCUAAUUCCUUUUUUCCCAGGUGUUUUUUUAAUUUUAAAGCAGCCGCUCUGAGCUCUCAGGCCCUGCAGAAAUCUCCUAAGAGCAGCAGCCUGCCUGGGAAGGAGGGAGGGAGGGAGGCGAGCCAGCAUCUCCUUUCUUCCCUUGAAUAAGUGUUAAAUCGGUUCUGGCAAGUGUGUCUUUCUUCCCCUCUUGGCCAAGGAGGCCAGGCAGCCUCCUGGGACUCGAGAGGAACUCCACUUCCCUCCCCAGAAGGCACUUUGCAAACUCAUUCUCUCCAUCCCAAUCUCUCGUUCUAGGACAGACAGCGUUGAAAGCUGUCAUAAGGUAGUCUUCGAUUUAUGACCGUGCAUGAGCCCCAGAUUUCCGUGGCUAAGCAAGACAGCUAUGCCCCCAUUUUUAUGACCUGUCCUCCCAGAGUUCAUAAGUGAAUCACUGCAGUUAUUAAGUUAGUGAGACAGUCGUUAAAUGAAUUUGGAUUCCCCAUUGACUUCGCUAGUCGGAAGAUCGCAAAAGGGGAUCACAUGAUCCCAGGACACCAACCGUCAUAAAUGUGAGCCAGGUGUCAAAGCAUCUGAAUUUUGAUAUGACCACAGGGAUGCUGCAAAGGUCAUAAGUGAGAAAAAUGGUCAUAACCAGGGGGUGGGAUUCAGCCGGUUCAUACAGGUUUGGGGGAACCGGCAGUUGUGACCUGUGGGGGGGGCCUGCCCACCCGCCCAGGCGCUAUGCCGUCCUCUGGAGCUGCAUUGUUUUAAGCCAGGCGUGUGCAAGCGCGCACACCUAUAAUUUUGGUGCUGGUGUGAACUGGUUGUUAAAUUAUCUGAAGCCCACCUCUGGUCAUAGCUCACCUUUUUCACUGCCAUGGUAAUUUCAAAGGGUCACUGAAUGAAUGGUUGUAAAUCAAGGACUACCUGUGGUUGAAUCCCUAAAGAGUUUUGAACAGAGUUUUUUCUUCACUUAAUACUCUGAGGAAAUUCUCUUAAACAUGUUACUGAAAACUUGGCUGUUUGUUUUUAAUAUCUAAUUUAUCAUGUUUGUCCCCCAAUUGUCUGUUGUACUAUAUCCUAACCUGUCUAUCCCAGCCUCAGUCUGAUCCUGCCCAUCGAGUAAUCGAACGUCUGUGCAGCACGCAGGAUCAAGAAGAGAUCUCUUGCAGGGCAGUUGAUGGCGGGAGAUCUUCUCGUAUCAGUCUAAAAGGGGGGAAAGAACAUCACUGUACACCUUUUAAUAAAAUAAGUGACUUCAGUAAACAUUAACAUUUUUAAAACAAAAUGGAUUGAGUG
This is a messenger RNA of Ahaetulla prasina, 2828 nucleotides long. It is a transcript of the gene CFDP1, whose product is annotated as craniofacial development protein 1. Bases 158 to 1024 code for a protein of 288 amino acids. The record is from RefSeq and is a predicted model, not a curated record. The transcript is spliced from 7 exons. NCBI's taxonomy places the organism in Eukaryota, Metazoa, Chordata, Lepidosauria, Squamata, Colubridae.